Messenger RNA from Spodoptera exigua (beet armyworm), 7803 nucleotides. The record is from the annotation of a GenBank genome assembly. NCBI's taxonomy places the organism in Eukaryota, Metazoa, Arthropoda, Insecta, Lepidoptera, Noctuidae.
UAACCGUCGCCCGCGUACAACGUGCCCAUGCUCGCCAGUAACGGAAAUUUCGCGCCAAAGUUUACAUUGAGUAUUGGAGAAUGAAAUUAUGUUUUGAAGUGCAUCAAGUUUGAAAGUGUUUAAACUGUCAGUUCUAGUCGAUUGGACUAACAAAAGUGCAUCAACCGGCCACUUUGGAGUGUUUACGUGUACUUUGUGUGUGCAAUGCAUAACAGUUAAGUUGGAGUUAAGCACUUAUUAAAAUUGUGCAACAUGGGCGCAUAAGAUUUGUUUGGAGUGUAUAAUAGAUAGAAAGUAUCUGGACUGCCAAGAUGGGGACCAAUCGGCUGCUUUCACCAUUUACUUUGCUGCUGAUUUGUACAGUCGGGUGCACGGUGCGAGGUGAUGACGAGCAGCAUGACGCGCGGGAAGGUGAUGACGUCACCAUGCAGUGUCGCUUCGCUCUGGAGCCGCUCGCCGGGGAGUCACUCACCUACUACUGGGUCAGGAGUACAGCCAGCGGCCACGACAAUGUUGCCAUCGGCAACAUACCGCUCGAGACCAAUUACCAAAUUUCGUACGCGCCGACGGAGGGUCGUUUUGACCUGAUGGUGGCGAACGUCUCUUACGAGAGGGACAAUGGCCGGUUCGAGUGUCGCGUGAAGGCUGGUGGGUCGGGGCGCACGCUGCACGCGCAGGGGCACGCGCUCACGGUGCUGACCAGCCCGCGUGCGCCCGUGCUCACGCCGGGCUCCCACGCGCAGUCCCAGGAGGGCAGGGAACUCAACCUCUCCUGCUCCAGCUCGGGCGGCUCACCCGAGCCUACCAUCAAGUGGUACCGCGAGGGUUCAACAUAUCCCUUGGACGCGACGAUUGUUCAUGCCAAGACACGGUCGGAGCCGACUGUCGCUACUUUAACCCUCAUGCCGACCAGGGAAGAUGAUGGAGCAGUCUUCCGAUGUGUUGUGUGGAACCGAGCCAUGUCUGAAGGCCAGCAGCUCGACGCAUCUGUUGAUCUUAGUGUCAAUUAUUUUCCUCGAGUUGAAGUUGCUCCAGAAAAUCCCUUGCGAGUUGAAAUAGACGGUGUCGCUACCAUGGAAUGUAAAGUCGACGCUAAGCCUAAAGUGACCUCCGUGAAAUGGACUAGAAACGGAAAAUAUAUCUCGAAUUCGUUCACGCAUACUAUACAAGGAGUAACGGUGCAGGAUGCAGGAAAAUACACGUGUAGUGCUGACAACGGCUUAGGCCGUCCCGGGGAGAAAGAGAUGUAUCUUGAUGUUCUCUUCCCUCCCAGUGUCACAGUGGUAUCAAAAACAUACGAGGCCGAGGAAGGUGGAAACGUCGAAAUCCGCUGUGAAGUUUCUGCGAAUCCUGAACCUACGUCUAUUGAUUGGACGAUGGAGGGGAAACCCGAUUUUCAUCAGAGUGGAAACACCCUCAGUUUGACAAGAGUGAAUGCGGACAUGGCUGGUACUUAUGUUUGUCGCGCUGUCAAUGUUAUAUCAUCCAGCAACGGCAAACGUACUGAGCGGUCCAACAGUGCGUCAGUAGCUGUGCUGGUGAGACACAAGCCUGGCCGCGCGUAUAUCAGCCCUGACCGGCCAGUGGCCCAGGAGGGCGCGGGAGUCACUCUUACCUGUAGCGCUAAGCCACCGGGCUGGCCCGCUCCGCAGUACCGCUGGUUCCGGGACAUGGACACUAGCCCAGACGUCAAGCCUGCUGUAUUAGCAACAGGCAAUCAAUACUCUAUCCCCAGUGCACACCUUGGAAGUGAAGGUGUUUACCAUUGUCAAGCUACUAACGAAUUAGGGCAUGGCGAACUUGCUUCAGUUACAUUAGAGGUUCAUCAGCCGCCUCGUUUCCAAACUAAAUUACAAACACACAUGACGAAGCGAUCGGGAGAGCAGGACUUCUCGGUCACCUGCAGUGCAUUAGGCAAACCGCGACCUAAUGUCAAGUGGUUCAAGGACAACGCUGAAAUUAAAGCCGAUACGAAUUUGUACGAAGUUAAAACUGAUAUAACUGAGAGCAGGAACGCCGUUUACACAGUUCAAAGCACUCUUAAAUUUAACGGCAAAGCGAGACCGAAUACUAAUGACUUAUUGCCCGACGAUCGGGGUAUUUAUUCCUGUGCUUUUGAAAACGAAGUAAAGAAAGUUGAGUCUACGAUGCAUCUUCGAAUAGAACACGAGCCAAUAUCAAUUCGGCAACAGAAUAAAGUCGCUUACGAUGUUAUGGAAAGUGCCGAAAUAUUGUGCAGAGUUCAAGCUUACCCGAAACCAGAAUUCCAAUGGUUCUACGGGUCCAACACAGCUCCACUGCAAAUGUCUUCUGACGGACAUUACGAAAUUAAUACUACGACAGACAACAACGACUCUUACCGCAGUGUGUUAAAAAUAAAAAUGGUGAAGCCGCAAGACUAUGGGGAUUAUUAUUGUAAAGUUAAGAACUCACUGGGGAGCAUACGUCCUCAGAUAAGGUUACAGCCCAAAGGCGCCCCGGAGUCACCUCGAGCCUUAGAGAGUCAAAAGGUGGGGCCGACGUACGUGACUUUGAAAUGGGAAGCUGGCUUUGAUGGCGGCUUGUCGAGCACGAAGUACUUCGUGCGCUACCGACGCGAGUCGCUCCGUGGCACGGGAUCCUCGGCCAGCUCCGAGCACUGCGCCUCCGACCGAACUUCUGAGUACGACUGGAUGGAGUACGACUGCGGACGUAUCAACCCCUGCAACGUCACCAGGCUCGACCAACACAACACAUACUCCUUCAAGGUGAAAGCGGUAAAUACUAAGGGACAGAGCAAUUACUCGAAUGAGAUCACAGUGACAACGAAGGUGGACAAAAUCAAUCCACCAGAGCAAGUGACCUAUGACCCCAGCACACAGGCGAUAGCAUUCACAGUGACUCCUACUUGCCUCGCGUUAGUGGGUGUCGUCGAAGGACUCGCCAAUAUGGGAGGUACCGCGGGAUGGCAGGUAGUGGAUACUGUGAACCUUCGACUGUCUGGCGCAGUAGCGACUGUGCAGGAAGCUACGGUCGAGCUGCCCAGUAAAACAACUCGCACGAGUACUCGACACGUCACUGACCCACCGCUAGACGACUUCAACCCUCGCAUACGACUCAAGCUUUGUUUACAAGUCAACCAAGACGUGUGCAGUGACUACACUGAAGCUGAAAUCGGUACGUCGUACAUCAAAGAGACAUCGGCGCGCACUACCGCCGCCAUUGUUGGAAUUUUCGUCACGACAGUUGUAGUUCUCCUGUUUGUGGGACUAUUGUUGCUGAUCUACCAGUGCAGGCGCAGGCCUAACAAGAAGGACAGAUCCAAAGACUACGAAAUGGAUUCAAUGAGACCCGCUAAAGUCACACCACAGAACCAGGCCCCGCCCCCGUACUACCCUAGCUCCGGUAUGGAGAAUAAAGCUCUAGAACAUUCGAUGGACAUGGCGCUGUCAAUGGACGACUCCAAAACUGCUGUGUACGCGACCCAAGGCGGCUACUCCUACCAUGUUCCACCACACACACAACCUCACCCUGGACAAACCAUGCCUAAUUCCGACUGGGUAAACAUGGGCUUCAUAGAAAAUAGCUACACGAACAGUAACAACGGGGGUAGCGUGAACUCGCAAGACUCGCUGUGGCAGAUGAAGAUGGCGGCGGCUAAUAAUGCGGCGACAUUACCAGCGCACCAGGUGCUCGACCGACAGAGCAACUACGACUACGACCCAAUAUCUCAUGCAGGCUACAGGAACAUCGAUGACUACGCGCAUUAUUCGCACCUACCCCACGCCAGCCAGCCUUCAGCCACCAAUGACUACGACAUGCGCGCCGCACAAAACCCCUCGCGGCAGGAGUACUGCUCCGAUCCAUACGCCUCGGUACACAAACCCAAGAAACGGAUGGAUCAACACAUCGAAUCACCGUACCAUGAGGUGAGUGGUCUGCCGGAGUACGGCAUGCGCGGUGGCGCGGAGGAGGGCGGCGCUGAGGAGAAGCCGCUGCACAUGUCGCUGGGCUACGACGAGUCGCUGGAGUCUGGCUACUCGACACCGAACUCACGCGCACGCCGCGUCAUCCGCGAGAUCAUCGUAUGAACACGGCUGUAAGAUGGCCGACGCGUGUGACGCUCGGCUGCCGACGACCGUGCUCGUGUCGCGUGGGCCCCCGAGUCCGCCCCUGACUUCCGUUUACUUGUUACCCCAUGAACUCUCAUUGCCACCAAGUUCAAGGGCAACGGCUGCGUGAAACUAAGUGAAGUUGUGAAGAUACAUCAGUGUUGCGCAGCUGUUGCACUACAACGAUAACAAGUUAAGUGUAGCUAGUGCGUGUGAACAAUACAUGUUUUGUGAUAAAGUCGAGUAAAAUAUUUUUAUACAGGGAAGGAAAAUGAACUAGAAAUAAGUCGGUGGUGACGGACUUAGAAACUUCGCGAGUGACGUGGGACUAAAAGUUGUUAACUUGUAAAACGGAAACCAAAUUGCCUAAUUAACAGGUGAUUUAAUUUGCUUUCAGUUUGAGCAGUCACUGUCAUUUUAAUUCAACAGAAAAUGAAUGAUUAAAUUCACUGAGCUUCGUUUAUAGGCAAUAUUUAGAGAAAAACAACUAAAGUUUGCCUUUUAAACCAGUUGUAAAGGAAAUAUUAUGGUUAUAUUCUAGUUUUACCUUCGCAGUAAAUCUGGAUUAACUGUUCUUGUUUCAAUAUUUUUAUAUUAUGAUUAGUUAUAACUCAAGAGGUACUCGUAAACAAUACAAAGGUAUUUAAGAUAAGGAAGUUGCCAUAAAAUCGCUUAGUUCUUAAAUUAAAAUACCUGUCUGUCGCGAUGAACUGGUACAAAAGCGAUAGAAUGUAUUAUGUAAGCUCUUGUUUCUCUUAUAAGUAAAUUUCUUUCAAAUAAAUUUCGGAACUAAGGUUUCGAUCAAUAACGAAUGAUAUGUGAUCUCCAUAGCUCAUAUUUUGUAAAUGUGGUUUAUUAUUGACUUGAUGCAAGUAUGGUGCGAGUGGUGUAAAUAAAUCAUCGAAGUGUAGAAUAGUGAUCAUUAUCGACAUUGUCAAUUGUGAUGCUAGGGUGUACGACUUAGUAUGUGUAACGCACGUUCGUAGAGUUUACGAGCACUGAAACUAAGGAGCCUUCAUUUGACAUGACAGAGGUCGUCAAACGCUUCGCACACGAUCUGCGCCUCGAAUAUUCAUUUUAAAUUUGACAAACAUUUGAUAUUUUACAUCCAGCUUUGUUUCCGAAUAAAAUUAAUAACGAGAUAAGAUAUACAAAUCCAUUAAUAUCUUCCAAGCCACAUUUUACGAGACCUCAUUUUUGGACAAGAAAUUAUGUGCAGAUUUAAAUCUCCAAGCAAUAUUCCGAGCCAAAAUAAUCUUGUCGAAGUCUCAAAUUCCUUGUUACGCGGCCUUAAGACUUGAUCUGGUAAUGGACAAAAUUUCUGUAUGAAUUGCACUGAUGGGGGAAGAUUACGCCUCCCCCUGAACAUUGUUUAGUAACGACCGUAAUUACGUUUCAUUGUAUAUUAAAAUGGUAUUUGUAGAAAAAUUAUUAACCUUCUACGUAUCUGCCUUAAUUUCGUCGAAGUGACACUCAAGUGAUUAGUAUAAUUAUCUUAAUGUUCCAGCAUUCACACGAAUUACUCGUAUUUGUAUUGAACAAUUUGAAAAUAAAAUACAUUAUUUCGCAGCGUGAUCUCACCUCGUGUCACUUGGUAAUUUCUAGUCUCAUAAACUCUAUACGUCUGACGGAAAUUGAAAUAAUCAGCAUUCAUCACAAUGAUGUGUUUAUUGAAACAUUGACAAGUUCAGACCUUUAAUAGAAUAAGAUUUAUUAUGAGGAUGUUAUUGGUUUCACAAGUAAAGUGCUAAGGUAUAUAUUGAUUAUAUUAAUUGUAAAUAUACACUCGUGUUAUGUCAAUGUUUAUAUUUGACUGUACGGAUUUUCGAAAUCUUGAUAUUAUUCUUUUCUAGUAAUAAUGAGAUUUUAGAUUUUGAUGGGAGCUCAAAAUCUAGUAAAUGUAAUGAUUUAGAAUAUUAAAGGAAAUAAAUGUAUAGGGUGUAGCCAGGGGCGUGAGUGGGGUUCAUUGAGAUAGUACUUACACCAUUGUGUAUUUUGUAAGCGUAUGGGUUGUCUAGGGCGGAGGACUAUGAAAGCCAAAUCUCCUCUUUGCUAGCCAACCCUUUUUACUCGAGGCCCGUGGCUAUAGCCUUCGACAAAAGACUGUCAUACUAGUAUCGGGGACAUGUCUGUGUAAUAUUUUACAUCGUGUGUUCGUGACCUUUAAUGUAUUACCUAUUUCCUAGUAAACAUUACAGGACAUGAAUCCAAAUUGCUGUUUAUACAAACAAUAUUUAUAGCCUUAUUAAAACAUGAUUUGUUUUGUGUUAUUCGUCUUCGAAAGUAUUGCUAUUUCAAUCUGUCUGCGACAAAAAACCUUCGUGGUGUAUUGAAUACAGUCCCUUUGUCCUUGUUUGUAACGAUAUAAUUGCUAUCACUGCCUAUAUAAUUCCCAUAGUUAGGGGAAUUAAUCGUGAGUAUGAAGAUAAAUAUUCUGUAUCAGGUAGUUGUGGUCGAAUUUAUAAAAUGCAGCUGAUUAAUUAUUUAGUAGCUUAUUAUUGCUAUGGUUUACUUUCUGGAGAGUUUUAGAGUAUUUUUUGUAAUCAGCCUAGUCGCAUCGCUAGGUAGGACAGAGUCGGCCUACGUGAGGUGCCUGCAUUUUAGCAGAAUCUGUCCCCAAACAUCAAAGCAGUUAAUGUUUUUAUUAUGUUUUGUAAAGUCGCUUUUUUAAGCUUAUUUUAAACGUCUAAUUAAUGGUCCUAGAAUUAUUUGCUAGCUAUUUGUUUAGUGCCAAUCUACUUUAUCAAUAUUAUGAAUGACUACUUAAAUAAGAAACACGAGAUUUUGAGUUUCGUUUAUUUCAAUGAUUUAUACAAUUAUGAAUUAUGUAUAUUUUUAUUAUUCAUACAAUAAUACAGUUUGCUGUUCAUUGAAUUAAAUCUUUCGUAAUUAGGUAAUAGCAUCACUCCGAGCUUGUUCUUUAGGUUAGAACUUAGACGUUAAUGUAUUUGACACAAUUUUCGACCUAAAAUACAGAUUCAUAAGAACCAUCAAUUUUGUUGUGAUCAUAAGUUCAUUUAGAUUAAAAUUACGAAAUUACCCACCUUAAUAAAAUGAAUCUUCAAUUUUUUAUUUUACAUGUUUUUUUUAAAUAGAUAAAUUAUGUUAAACUUGUACAAUUAAGAUUUAUAAUUUCAUUUUUUGUAAUAGUUAUUUUCAAAUGGUAUUAUGGCAGUUUUAUUUAUAAAUUUAUUUGUUGAUUUGUUGUUCAAAAUCGCCGUCUGUGUACGUGUUCAAUGGUUGUAGUAAACACAGGUAUUCAUUGUAUCACUGUAAAAUUUAUAAAUUGUCAAUUACUUCAAUUAGUGUAGGGACAUGUAAAAACCUCAAAUUUCAUUUAUUCAGUAAAAAAAACGGUACUUUUUUAAAUGCCGUUAUAGGAUCGGUGAAAAAAUAUUGUAAUGCGUGCAUAGAGUUGGCAGCAGCGAUCGGUUAUAAAAGGAAAUUCUAUUAAUGGUUAUAGAGGCAUGCUCUCACCGCCGCAUUCACGUUUAUGUAAAACCUAUUGAAUCUCAAUAAAUACACGCCGCGAAUAAUGGAAGUCUUUUGACAAACGUCCACGUCCGUAAUGACUGCAAUUCAUCAAAAUGAAUCGAUUUUUGAUUCGAUCAGUUUUCCGUCUCAUUUCGAUUUUUCUUUUUAUAGAUCAACAAAGGCUGCUUUUUUAUUUGUGUUGUAUAAAUUGAAUAUUAAUAUCUAUUUUUAGUCUGCC